GCGUGAAUGUUAUUUUGUACAUUUUGUUUUAUUAUUAAUUAAAUCAAAACAGCCGAUUGAAUUUUAAGUGAAAAAUUGGAAAUAAAAAAAAAAAAAAGUAAAAGUUGUAAAGUGAGUUGAGUUUAUUUCUAAGUAAUGCUUGGUGGCAACUGCUGUUGAUGUUAUCCAGAUAUCUAGGAUUUAUCAAGGUAUCAUGUCAGAUAAAUCUUGGAUAUAUUUGUCCAGAUGACAGGACAUUGGUGUUUAUUGUGCAAGCUUAAUUAAAUUGUUGUGAAAGCUAUAGUGUGUAUUUAAAUUUCAUUACUGGGGUAUGUUUUCAUCGAGUUAUUUGAAGUUUAUAGCCAAUGCUGUGGUAUGGAGACAGAGAGCAUAAAAUCGGGGGCUAGCGAGCACAGCCACAGCCUCCACAGUAGGACAUCAUCAAAACAUCAUAGAUCACAUAGUAAUAAAUCACAACAUCAUCGAGGUCAACAUUCACAUCGAAGUUCAAGAAACAACAGAAGUCAAAGAAAAGAAAGAUCAAAUUUAGAUACAAGUGAAAUGGCACCUUUUCAAACAACUGUUAAUGUUAGAGGAAAUAGUGUUGAAAAUGUUGGACAAGAAGUCAUUGAAGUACAAAUAUUACCACAAGAUGAUAAUUGGGGUGAAAAUACAACAGCAAUUACUGGCAAUACAUCAGAUCAUUCAGAAUCAACUGAAGAUGUUAGUCAUUGGCCAAGUGAAACUGAUGGAGCAUUUAAUUUUUCAUGUAAUAGAUAUGUUGGAUCAGUGAUAACAAUGAUUUUGGGUAUUGGUGCAUUUUUAAGUCCAAUUAUUAUGGUUGUAUUACCAAAACUUGGAUUUUUUCCUGAUUCAACAACUGUCUUAACAAUGCAACAACGUUUACAAUUAUUGUCAUGUAAUGCUGAGUGUAAAGGACAAUUACUUGGUCUUGCAUUUAAAUUAGUAUUAUUGGCAAUUGGCAGCUGGGCUGUUUUUUUAAGACCAAGAAAUGCAACAAUGCCAAGAGUAUUUAUGUUCAGAGCUGGUGUACUUGUUCUUACUUUAUUAUGUAUUUGUGCAUACUGGCUAUUUUAUGUUGUUCAGGUAACUGAAAGUGCAAGAACAACAGCAAAUGGUGAAAUAACAGAGUACAAAAGUUUAGUUAAUUAUGCUGGUACAUUUGUGGAUACAUUAUUAUUUAUUCAUUACAUUGCUGUUUUGUUAAUUGAAAUACGUCAUUUACAGCCAACAUUUUAUAUUAAAGUUGUACGUUCACCAGACGGUGAGUCACGUUCAUAUGCUAUUGGACAUUUGUCAAUACAACGUGCUGCUGUAUGGGUACUUGAAAAAUAUUACACUGAAUUUCCUAUAUAUAAUCCGUAUCUUGAUAGAUUACCAGUAUCAAAAUCAGGACGUAAACAAUCGAGUUUUAAAUUUUAUGAUGUUGAUGGUGGUAUUAAUACAAGUGUUACGUCAAGUCAAGCUAGAGGUACAGGUGAUAGAGCAAUGUUAGCUGCUCAAGCUAGAAGACGUGACUCAAGUCACAAUGAAAGAUUUUAUGAGGAGCAUGAUUAUGAGAGACGUGUACGUAAAAGACGAGCAAGACUUGUUACAGCUGCUGAGGAAGCAUUUGCUCAUAUUAAAAGAUUACAUUCAGAGUCUGAACUUGCUCCAAAUCCUGGACCAAUGGAUCCAAUGGAAGCAGCACAAGCUGUAUUUCCAUCAAUGGCUCGUGCAUUACAAAAGUACCUGAGAGUUACUAGACAACAACCAAGACACUCUGUUGAAUCAAUUCUUGGACGUCUUGCUCGUUGUCUUGCACAAGAUGCUGCACCAAAAGCUUUUCUUGAACCAUUUUUUACAACAAAUCCAGUUUUAUCAAAUGAAAAAGAACGACAAAGACGCUCACAUCAUUGGGCACUUGUUUGUGAAGGUGAAUUACCAUCACGUUCACUUGCACCAGGAUGUGAAUUUCAACUUCGUCAAGGUGAAGUUGCCCUUCUUUGUACGGCAUAUAGAUUGCCACAUUUUAGCCUAACUGAACAACUCGCUCAUCCCAAGUCUAACAAGUUUCUUCUUCGAUUAAAUUCCGAAACGUCUGUGUAAUAGUUUUUUAUUUU
Molecule: messenger RNA, 2102 nt
Organism: Aphidius gifuensis
Lineage: Eukaryota; Metazoa; Arthropoda; Insecta; Hymenoptera; Braconidae
Gene: Vang
Product: vang-like protein 1
Exons: 3
Coding region: 355-2088 (577 amino acids)
Biological process (GO): establishment of planar polarity; multicellular organism development; Wnt signaling pathway, planar cell polarity pathway
Cellular component (GO): plasma membrane
Source: RefSeq, a predicted model, not a curated record